UUUUCCCUUCCUGUUCCCUCACUCUCUUAGCAUCGUUGUCUUCAUUACCUACCUGGCUAUUGUUGUGCUGUCUGGUGUUAUUGUCGAUUCGAGCAAUGGUGACGAGCUGUGGACAAAUUUCCUCCCCUGUGCUUGUGCUCCUCGCCUUUUUGUUCCUGCAUGGAGCUCUGUCGCGGGCAGCUGAUGACACCAUCGCCAAGGGCCAGCCGCUGUACGGUGGCCAGAGUCUGGUGUCCAAGCGUGGCAAGUUCGAGCUCGGCUUUUUCCAGCCAGACAACUCCUCCCAACAGUGGUACGUGGGCAUUCGGUACAACCAAAUCUCAACGCGCGACAUCGUGUGGGUUGCAAACAGAGAUGCCCCAAUCACCGACCUCGAGUCUUCACAGCUUUCCAUAUCAAGGGACGGAAACAUGGUCCUUCAAGACCAUCGCAACUCCCCAAUCUGGUCGACAAACGUCACCAACAUGGCCUCCUCCGCCGUCCCGAUGGUCGGCAUCAUCCUCGACACCGGCAACCUUGUCCUGGCAGAAGCUUCCAACACCUCCGCCGUGCUGUGGCAGAGCUUCGACCACUUCUCCGACACCUGGCUCCCCGGCGGGAAGCUCGGCCGCAACAAGCUCACCGGCGAGGUGGACCGCCUGGUCGCGUGGAGAGGCUACAAGGACCCGUCGCCGAGCAUGUUCUCCCUGGAGCUCGACCCGCGCGGUACAAGCCAAUACCUGCUCAACUGGAACAGCAGCAAGCAGUACUGGACCAGCGGCAACUGGAGCACCGCCGACCACAUCUUCACCGACGUGCCGGAGAUGACGGCUGCCAACCCCUCCCACGGGUUCCCCUACACCUUCGGCUACGUCGACGCCGGGAACGAGAGCUACUUCACCUACCACGUCGAGGACGACGCCGUGGUGGCGCACUUCCGGAUGGACGUGGCGGGGCAGGUCAAGUUCCUCAUGUGGGUGGAGGGCGCAGGCGAGUGGCAGCAGUUCUGGUCGCAGCCCAAGGCGCAGUGCGACGUCUACGCGCUGUGCGGGCCGUCCGGCGUGUGCGCCGAGAACGCUCUGCAGUCCUGCAGCUGCCCCCGAGGCUUCCGCCGCCGGCGGCCGCUCGAGUGGGCGCAGGGCGACUACACGUCGGGCUGCGCCAGGGACGCCGGCCUGCGAUGCGGCUCUCGGGACGUGAACGGCGGCGAGGACAGGUUCUACGCCAUGGCCAACGUGAGACUGCCGAUCGACGCGCAGAACGUGGUGGCUGCGAGCGCCGGCGACUGCGAGCGCGCGUGCAUCGACAGCUGCUCCUGCACGGCGUACUCCUACAACGGGAGCUGCUCGGUGUGGCACGGAGACCUCAUCAACCUCCGAGACACGAGCGGCAUCGGCACAGCCACCGGAGGCGGCGGCGGCACCAUCUCGAUCCGCCUGGCCGCGUCCGAGUUCUCUAGCGCGGGCGACCGUACCCGGAGGCUAGUCGUCGGACUCGUCGUCGCGGGGUUCGUCGCUGCAGCUACCAUCAUCGCUGUGGUUUCGAUCGUCGUCAUCCGGAGAAGAAGCCGGAGGGCGUUCAAGGCGUCGAGGAGGGUGGCCGAAGGAUCCUUGGUGGCGUUCACGUACCGCGAUCUGCAACUCGCGACCAAGAACUUCUCGGAGAAGCUCGGCGCCGGUGCCUUCGGCUCGGUGUUCAAAGGGUCGCUGGCCGACGACGCAGCUCAGCCGGUCGCUGUGAAGAAGCUUGAGGGCCGUCUCCAGGGGGAGAAGCAGUUCCGCGCGGAGGUGAGCACGAUCGGCACGGUCCAGCACGUCAACCUCAUCAGGCUGCUCGGCUUCUGCUCCGAGGGCACGAGGAGGCUGCUCGUCUACGAGCACAUGCCCAACGGCUCUCUGGACAGGCACCUGUUCGGGGCCACCAGCAGCCACCUGAGCUGGGAGGCACGGUACCAGGUGGCCCUGGGGAUCGCGAGAGGGCUCGACUACCUGCACGGGAAAUGCAGGGACUGCAUCAUCCACUGCGACAUCAAGCCCGAGAACAUCCUCCUCGACGACGCGCUCGCGCCCAAGGUCGCCGACUUCGGGCUCGCCAAGCUCAUGGGCCGCGACUCCAGCCGCGUGCUCACCACCAUGAGGGGCACGGCCGGGUACCUCGCGCCGGAAUGGGUCGCCGGCACGGCUGUCACGGCCAAGGCCGACGUGUUCAGCUACGGCAUGGUGCUGUUCGAGGUCGUGUCGGGCCGGAGGAAUGCGAGGCAGCGGCAGGACGGCACGGUGGACUUCUUCCCGUCGACGGCCGCGAGCCUGCUCGUCGGUGGAGGUGAUCUGAUGGGAGCGGUGGACGGCCGGAUCCGCGGCGACGCCGACAUGGCCGAGGUGGAGAGGGCGUGCAAGAUCGCGUGCUGGUGCGUCCAGGAUGACGAGAGGGCGAGGCCGAGCAUGGGGACGGUGGUGCAGGUACUUGAGGGGCUACUGGAGAUCAGUGUCCCGCCCAUCCCGACGUCGUUCAAAAUGCUCGCCAAUCCAUCCAAGAAAUACGUUGACUUCUUUACAUGUUUGCCGUCAACCUGAUCGAGAUUUUUCGGUUAUCUAUACUAGAGUCAUGCACCUAUGCAUUUGCAUGAACUAUUUAGUGAAAAGGCCCUGUUUGGUUGCCCCAUAGAUUAUAAAAUCUAGCUUAAAUAAUUCUAAGUGAUCAACAA
Molecule: messenger RNA, 2683 nt
Organism: Panicum hallii
Lineage: Eukaryota; Viridiplantae; Streptophyta; Magnoliopsida; Poales; Poaceae
Product: G-type lectin S-receptor-like serine/threonine-protein kinase At2g19130
Exons: 2
Coding region: 96-2552 (818 amino acids)
Biological process (GO): recognition of pollen; protein phosphorylation
Molecular function (GO): protein serine/threonine kinase activity; ATP binding
Source: RefSeq, a predicted model, not a curated record